Molecule: messenger RNA, 1172 nt
Organism: Orussus abietinus
Lineage: Eukaryota; Metazoa; Arthropoda; Insecta; Hymenoptera; Orussidae
Gene: Hao
Product: peroxisomal (S)-2-hydroxy-acid oxidase GLO3-like
Exons: 4
Coding region: 298-852 (184 amino acids)
Molecular function (GO): FMN binding; oxidoreductase activity
Source: RefSeq, a predicted model, not a curated record
ACGAUGCCUGUGUUCUGUGAGCCAUCUGCAUGUACAUUCUGCUUUACGAGACUCAGUACUUCUACCGAUCGCAGGAUAGUCGGUUCGCGGAAAGUUGUUACGUUCGUACACUCCUCAUCCCUGAAUAAUCGUACUCGACGAUUCGUUUAAUAUUAGUCGGAUCGUGGAGAGUUAUAACGUCCGUACACUCAUCAUCCCUGAAUUAUCCUAAUCGACUAGUUCAAGGUGAAGUGAAACCCCCCUAAAUUAGUCGAUUCGCGAAUAAGACACUAUUUUUUUCAAAGAUUUAGUCCCGCAAUGGAGCAAUUUGUGUGCCUUUUGGACUACGAACGAUACGCAUUGAAACAUUUGAAGCCUUCUGUAAGGGAUUAUUACAGAGGUGGAGCUGGAGAUGAAUAUACGUUGAAUUUGAACAGAGAAGCUUUCAAAAAAUAUAGAAUUCGACCUAGAGUGCUUAGAGAUGUAUCUAAACGGGAUAUCAGCACCACAGUUUUGGGAGAAAAAAUUGCCAUGCCUGUGGGCGUUUCUCCCACGGCGAUGCAACGUAUGGCUCAUCCCGAAGGAGAAUGUGCCAACGCUAGAGCAACUGGCGCGGCGGGGACAGUUUUUAUGCUGUCCACGUUGUCGACGUCUAGCAUCGAAGAAGUCAGCCAAGCUGCUCCGAAUACUAUAAAAUGGUAUCAGCUUUACGUUUACACCGAUCGAAACAUAACGCUUAAUUUGGUACAAAGAGCGGAAAAUGCAGGAUUCAAGGCUCUCGUACUGACCGUCGACGCGCCAUUGUUUGGGGACAGACGCGCGGAUAUCAGGAAUAAGUUUACUUUACCUUCUCAUUUAAGGUUUGAUUAUUAAUUAUUUUCACGUACAGUUAAAAAAUAGAAACAUCUUCCGGUCGAUCGUCCACUCGUUUAUUAUCGCAGCUAGAUAAAGUAAUGCAAAAUUUCCAGCAAAUUUGCCUCAUAAAAGAUGUUGAAAUGAGUCACGAGAGUGUUGCUUUUAUGACUCCUCGUUUGGAACUCACAUCUGCAAUACACAAUGAUAAACUAAAAAUAUUUAAAUAUGAAACAAAGUUAAGUACAACUGAUCUCUCAAUGUAUGUACGCAUAUGUAUAGCUAAAUUAAUCUCACGCAUUGCCGAUAAACAAUUCUAGCGUCUGUAACUGAUAUUGAGU